Messenger RNA from Klebsormidium nitens, 1311 nucleotides. NCBI's taxonomy places the organism in Eukaryota, Viridiplantae, Streptophyta, Klebsormidiophyceae, Klebsormidiales, Klebsormidiaceae. The record is from the annotation of a GenBank genome assembly.
AUGAAGCCAAAUGAGUUAACAUGGAGCGUGCUUGCAGGAUUGCCCAAAACGUUUAGUAUCCUGAGAAGAAUCCUGGAGGCUUCGGAGAGCGCCAUUAGCUUGGUGGAUGCGAUUCUGCCGAAGCUUUUGGUGCAUGAGCAAGAGUUUUACAAGUCGCCCAAAGAAAAGAGCGGCGGUGGGUCGGACCCCGCAGUGACCUAUGUGGCCGGACGGAAAGGAAAGGAGAAAGUCCACGGCAAGGAUGAAAGCCCGGGCAAAGGGCCCAAGUGCUAUAAUUGCGCAUGGUGCGGUCACAUUGCCCGAAAGUGCAGUAAGCCGGAUAGGCGGGAGCACAACCGGAGCAAAAGAAGGGGGAAAAACCUCCCAAUGGUGUGGCCUUUUGCGUCAUUGAGGGGGGUGUCGACCAAUGAGUGGCUCGUCGAUUCGUGUAGCUCCCAACAUAUAACCGGGGACAAGAGCCUAUUUGAGAUCCUCGAACUGUUCAAGAAGAGUGGCCGAGAAUUUACCUUCGGGGACAAGGGAACCCUAUGGGUAGAGGGGAGCGGCUCUGUCGAGCUGCAAUGGGUGGCGGCGAAUUUGAUCUCGGUGAGCAAGGCCACCGAGGUUGCGUCAGUGAUGUUCAAGGAGAACGGCAGGUAUGAGCUUGAGGUUGACGGGGACGUAGUCCUUGUCGCUCGGAAAGUGAAGGGGGUCUAUGUGGUCAACCGGGCGGCGAAGGACACGUGCUUCUUCGUGAAGAAGCCGGAAACGGCAGAGUUGUGGCACCGACGGUUGGGACACGUCGGGUACGAAAACUUUCAGAAAAUGGUGCAGGGCGACGUCGUGGAAGGGCUUGAGGUGGAACCGAGUGCAUUUAGGGCGCUUGAAACCUCGGUGUGUGAGCCCUGCAUAAUGGGGAAGCAAAGUAGGCUCCCUUUUCCGGGAGCCGAUUCGGUGAGCACGGAGCCUCUUGAGCUAGUCUACAUGGACGUCUGUGGGCCAAUACCGGUAGCCUCGGUAGAGGGAAGCCGGUACUUUGCCACAUUCUUGGACGACUACAGCAAACUCUCGGUUGUAGUCCUCAUGAAGCAGAAGAGCGAGGUGGCCAAGGUCACCGAGCACGUGAUCAACCCGUUGGAGUUGCAGCCGAGGAAGCAGCUCAAGUUGGUGCGUACGGACCGGGGCAAGGAGUACGUCAACAAGGCCUUUAAAGACGUUUUCGGGGGCAAGGGGAUGGUUGACGAGAAUACCGCCCCCAAUAGCGCCAAGCAGAAUGGGUCGGCGGAACGGCCUAUCCGAGUUUUCGGAGGAAAAGACCCGGGCAAUGCUUGA